Messenger RNA from Anopheles arabiensis, 1149 nucleotides. RefSeq names its product fibrinogen-like protein A. Lineage: Eukaryota; Metazoa; Arthropoda; Insecta; Diptera; Culicidae. The transcript has a single exon. The record is from RefSeq and is a predicted model, not a curated record. Bases 30 to 1145 code for a protein of 371 amino acids.
AGAAGCAAAGUGAUCGUUUCUAGCUCAUCAUGUUUGUUGCAAACAUAAUAUUGGGCUUUGUGUUGGUUUCGACUUUAACAUCGAAGGUGUACAGUACUGAGCCAAAUGUAACAGAUAAGAAUUGCGGUGGAUUUGCAUUUGAAAUGUUAGUGACUAAGUUAGAAUAUCUUCAGCACACACUAAGCGAGAUGGAUGCCGCGAUGAAGCAUACCGAAAAGACACUAUUUCAGGCAAUAAAUCAGAUAGGUCAAACACUUGACCAGAAGCUGUCACAUCAGGAAAACCUGACGCAAGGCUUAUUAACAGUCAUCAAUCAGCAAAGCCAGACGAUGGUGAACAAUCUUACCACAAUGCAGAACCAUUUCAAUCACAUGUUUUCGAAUCAUAGCUGGUCGAUAAACGAACUGAUGUGGAAUGAGAUUAGAAUGCUUGCAUCGAAAAACGAUGUACCAAGAUCUAAGAUCGAUUCCGGUGAACAUCCUCAAGCUGUAACGUUUCGAUCGUGCAAGGAAAAUCCAUCGCAGCUGUCCGGCAAGUACAUCAUUCAGUCUACCGAAGCCGAUGAACCGUCCCUGGGAUAUUGCGAACAGACUGCAUUUGCAGGAGGUUGGUUGGUGUUUCAGCAUCGUUACGAUGGAUCGGUCGGCUUUUACCGCAACUGGACCGAGUAUCGGGACGGGUUUGGAAGCAUUGAUGGGGAGUUCUGGCUCGGGUUGGAGCAGUUGCACCGUUUGACGUCGGCACGAGUGUACGAGCUCUUGGUGGAGUUGAAAGAUUUUUCUGGAAACUACAUGUAUGCACGUUACGAUGAAUUCGCGAUCGGAAGUGAGGCGCAGCAAUAUCAGCUAACGAAGCUGGGAUCGUACAGCGGUACGGCAGGAGACUCAUUAAUUUAUCACAAAGACGCGAAGUUUUCGACGAGGGAUCGAGACAACGAUGACAAUCAGGGGGGAAACUGUGCUUCCCGGUGCAGCGGAGCAUGGUGGUACAAGAACUGUGCCGAUUCCAACCUUAAUGGCGUUUAUAUGAGAGAAAACGGAGCCAAAGCAAUGAGCUGGUACCACUACAGAUUAUCUAGAUUUGGUUUAGCUUACUCAAGACUGAUGAUUCGUGAAAGACAACAGAUCAAUAAAAGAAAUGGAUAAAGUA